Talpa occidentalis (Iberian mole) is the source of this 5679-nucleotide messenger RNA. RefSeq names its product mediator complex subunit 16 (gene MED16). The transcript is spliced from 14 exons. The record is from RefSeq and is a predicted model, not a curated record. The coding region runs from base 906 to 3395 and encodes 829 amino acids. Gene Ontology annotation, molecular function: protein binding. Gene Ontology annotation, cellular component: mediator complex. Gene Ontology annotation, biological process: positive regulation of DNA-templated transcription. NCBI's taxonomy places the organism in Eukaryota, Metazoa, Chordata, Mammalia, Eulipotyphla, Talpidae.
GGACUUUGGGGCAGGGCCUGAGGUUGUGGGGUCCCUCUAGUGAGAACAGGCCUGGGGGCUCAAGGAGCGAAUUGAGAGCGGGAUCCAGAAAGCAAAGACUGAACGAGAUGGGCCAGAAGGCGCUGGGGCCAAGUUCACAGACUGUGGAGGCGGCUGGCGGUUCUGGGGCAGGGCUUGAAGAAGUGGGGGGCCUGGGUGUAGUGUUUGGGGAAGAUGGGGUUGAUGGUAAUUCGAGUCUAUGGGGACUUUGUAAAGGUGAAAGGAAAGCUCCUAUAAUGGGUGCCAGGCGUGUAGCCAGGGCUGAGAAAACGCUUAUUGCUGCUGUUUUUGUUCACUCCGGUUCCACAGCAAGUCCCUGACCCUGCCCGACACUCUCUCCCUCCGUCUGAGGAAGCAGCAUCCCCCCCCCCCCAGGACUCCUUCAGGACACACCCUCGGAUCCAGGGAGCGACCUAUCAGUUUGCACUGCUCUCAUCAUUGCUCCCCUGGAUGCCUGGCUCUGCCCUCCAGACAGCCAGAGGGACCCUCCUAAGGCUUCCAUUCCCUCCCACUUGGUGGUACAGCCUGGUCAGCCCCCAGAGCCAAGACCUGCUCCCACACGUCGCCACCCUCACUGCAGCAGCCACACAGGCCCCCCAGCCACCCUUUGAACACCCUAGGCUUUUGUACUGUCUGGUCCCUGCACCUGGAAUGCUAUUCCCCAGGCCUGCGUGCCACACCCCUCACACCUGUGCUCAAAUACUGCCUUCCCGUGCAGCCCCCCAGACCCGUGCGCAGGGGCUGGGACUGUCCGGUUUCCCUGGUGACCAGCAUCUAGCAGGCUGUCUGUGAAUGUGGUAACUGGCCUGUCCUCCCUCCCUUAGGAGCUGGGUGCCUCGGUGUGUGACCUGUGACCGGCAGGCACGAUGGAUCUGGCUUAUGUCUGCGAGUGGGAGAAAUGGCCCAAGAGCACCCACUGUCCAUCAGUGCCCCUGGCCUGCGCCUGGUCCUGCCGCAACCUCAUCGCCUUCACCACAGACCUCCGAAACGACGACCAGGACCUGACCCGCAUGAUCCACAUCCUGGACACAGAGCACCCCUGGGACGUGCACUCCAUUAACUCGGAGCACAGCGAAGCCAUCACCUGCCUGGAGUGGGACCAGUCAGGCUCCCGGCUCCUGUCAGCUGAUGCCAAUGGGCAGAUCAAGUGCUGGAGCAUGGCUGACCACCUGGCCAAUAGCUGGGAGAGUCCUGUGGGCAGCUUGGUGGAGGGCGACCCCAUCGUGGCCCUGUCCUGGCUGCACAACGGUGUGAAACUAGCCCUGCAUGUGGAAAAGUCAGGCGCCUCCAGCUUCGGGGAGAAGUUCUCCCGGGUCAAGUUCUCGCCGUCGCUCACGCUGUUCGGAGGCAAGCCCAUGGAGGGCUGGAUUGCCGUCACGGUCAGCGGCCUGGUCACAGUGUCCCUGCUCAAGCCCAGCGGGCAGGUGCUGACGUCCACGGAGAGCCUGUGCCGGCUGCGCGGCCGCGUGGCCUUGGCCGACAUCGCCUUCACAGGUGGAGGCAACAUCGUGGUGGCGACGGCCGAUGGCAGUAGCGCGUCCCCAGUGCAGUUUUACAAGGUGUGCGUGAGCGUGGUCAGCGAGAAGUGCCGCAUCGACACCGAGAUCCUGCCCUCGCUGUUCAUGCGCUGCACCACCGACCUCAACCGCAAGGACAAGUUCCCCGCCAUCACCCACCUCAAGUUCCUGGCACGAGACAUGUCGGAGCAGGUGCUCCUGUGCGCGUCCAGCCAGGUAAGCAGCAUUGUGGAGUGCUGGUCCCUGAGGAAGGAGGGGCUCCCCGUGAACAACAUCUUCCAGCAAAUCUCCCCCGUGGUGGGUGACAAACAGCCCAUGAUUCUCAAGUGGCGGAUCCUGUCUGCCACCAACGACCUGGACCGUGUGUCUGCUGUGGCACUGCCCAAGCUGCCUAUCUCACUCACCAACACUGACCUGAAGGUGGCCAACGACACCCAGUUCUACCCCGGCCUGGGGCUGGCCCUGGCCUUCCACGACGGCAGUGUCCACAUCGUUCACCGGCUCUCACUGCAGAUCAUGGCCGUCUUCUAUAGCUCCACGGCCCCGCGGGUCGUGGACGAGCCCACCAUUAAGCGCCCGCGGACCACCGGCCCCACUGUCCACUUCAAGGCUAUGCAGCUCUCCUGGACCUCUCUGGCCCUUGUGGGCAUCGACAACCACGGCAAGCUGAGCAUGCUGCGCAUCUCCCCCUCCAUGGGGCAUGCGCUGGACGUCAGCCUGGCGCUGCGACACCUCCUCUUCCUGCUGGAGUAUUGCAUGGUGACCGGCUACGACUGGUGGGACAUCCUGCUGCACGUGCAGCCCGCCAUGGUGCAGAGCCUGGUGGAGAAGCUGCACGAGGAGUACACGCGCCAGAACGCCGCCCUGCAGCAGGUCCUCUCUACCCGCAUCCUGGCCAUGAAGGCCUCGCUCUGCAAGCUGUCGCCCUGCACGGUGACCCGGGUGUGUGACUACCACGCCAAGCUCUUCCUCAUCGCCAUCAGCUCCACGCUCAAGUCGCUGCUGCGCCCACACUUCCUCAACACGCCCGACAAGAGCCCUGGCGACCGACUGACCGAGAUCUGUGCCAAGAUCACUGACGUCGAUAUUGACAAGGUCAUGAUCAACCUCAAGACAGAAGAAUUUGUCCUGGACAUGAGCACCCUGCAGGCACUCCAGCAGCUCUUGCAGUGGGUGGGCGACUUUGUGCUCUACCUGCUGGCCAGCUUGCCCAACCAGGGCUCCCCACUGCGGCCAGGCCACAGCUUCCUGCGGGAUGGCACCUCCCUGGGCAUGCUGCGGGAGCUGAUGGUCGUCAUCCGCAUCUGGGGCCUGCUGAAGCCCAGCUGCCUGCCUGUGUACACGGCCACCUCGGACACCCAGGACAGCAUGUCCCUGCUCUUCCGCCUGCUCACCAAGCUGUGGAUCUGCUGCCGUGACGAGGGGCCCACCAGUGAGCCAGAUGAGGCGUUGGUGGACGAGUGCUGCCUGCUGCCCAGUCAGCUGCUCAUCCCCAGCUUGGACUGGCUACCCGUAAGCGAUGGCCUGGUCAGCCGCCUACAGCCCAAGCAGCCCCUGCGCCUGCAUUUUGGUAAAGCUCCAUCUCUGCCCGGCAGCACCACCACUUUGCAGCUGGAUGGCCUCGUCAGGGCACUGGGCCAACCCAAGAUCGACCACCUGCGGAGGCUGCACCUGGGAGCCCACCCCACAGAGGAGUGCAAAGCCUGCACCAGGUGUGGCUGCGUCACCAUGCUCAAGUCACCCAACAAGACGACGGCCAUCAAGCAGUGGGAGCAACGCUGGAUCAAGAACUGCCUGUGCGGGGGACUUUGGAGGCGGGUGCCCCUCAGCUAUCCCUGACGGGGCCAGGCCUGUCGGCAGAUCCUGCACUGGGGACAGCAUUCCACACUCCAGACCUUCCGUGGACUGGCAUAAAGCAGCCUAGCCUCUCCGGGCUUCGUCUACCAAGACUGGCAUCACCGUAACUGGACAAGCAGGCACGGAGCUGCCAGAAGCCUCGGUGGGGUAGCAACGGCCCAGAGAGCAAUGCUCUCCCUCGGCGCCUGAUGGCGACCCCAGGAGGUGGGCCUCGCCUCUUCAGGCCGGGCCACGGCCCUUGCACUGCCCUUUAGGGACUCCCAGGGGCCCCUCCAGAUGCCUCAGGCCCCAGUCUAGAGCGCGCAGCCCGGGGAUCUGUCCUUGCAGUGGGGCUCUCAGGCGACACACACGUAUCCAGGUGGCUCCGCAGGCCCAAUAAACACCCUGGGAGUCACAGACCUCGUGUGAGCAUCAUGAAGCCCCCCCAGACCCCAUGCCGUCCCACUCCCUGUUCUCCACCCCACAGUUGGGGUGUUUCCGUGUUCCUGGGCACAUGGUCCGCCGCUGGGAACCGGCUGGGCAGGGGAGGGGCACCCUGCCUGCCUUGUUCACCGGGAGGGGCGGGCUUCUGCAGCGGGCGGGCUGCCUCCUCCGGGCCCCUUCCUGCACUGCUCAGGUCCCGCGCCCCCCAGGCAUCGUGCCUUCUGCUGCCAGCCACCUCUGGCGAUUAUGACCUGCCCCCUGCGGGCCUCUAGACAGCGCUUGCCUGCUAAGUGGAAAUUGGUUCUGUCUUCCCUCUGGAAGGCUCUGGGGAGGCCGGCUUCUGUGGGAACCCUGCAGGAAGUAAAUGGCUGUGUGGCUGGGCUCCCGCCGAGAUACCACUGGACAUGAGCUUCCUGGGCUUUUAGGGGGAUGAUGGGCACCUGGGGAGCCCCAUUACCUGGACCAGGGGCUGCGUGUGAAGCCCACCUGCCUGGCACAACACUUGAACAGGUCCCCCCGCCGGCACCCUCUGCGGGGACUUGCGGCGCUGGGCCAGCACAGGAGGCUGGGGGAGCUAGCUGCAGCCUGCCCCCGCCCCUCCCUGAGAUGGACCCGCUGCUGCCCACCGCUUAGUGAACAGACGCGGCUGCCUCCCAGGCGGCUGGCUGCUGCGCAGUGGGUCAGGCCGUCGCGCCAGCCAAGGAGCCUGUCCGUGCAAAGCGCUGCUGCUAAGAUUGCAGGAACGGGUUCCCGGGCAGUUUGGGGGCAGGGGUAGGCACCAGGCCUUUCCUCCGUGGAGGUCAGUUUCUCUGGGCCUUCCCGUAACUCUGCUGCCCAUGCGUGGGGCUGGUUAUCUUGCAGCGGUCUCACAGCAGACGCCGAGUCUUGGGCGCUGCUCUUUGCUGCUGCUUGAACCUGGGUGGCUCCUGCUUGUACUGAUGGUCCUGGGCAGGGAGGUGAUGCUGUGACCUCCGAGAUUGGCGGGAAACUGCCCUGGCCUGCAUCUGGGAGCCUGGGCAGCCGUGCCACGGGAAGCCCAGGGCAUGUGGGGCAGCCACGGGCCGGCACUCAGCUGGGGAGCUGCCAGCUUAGCCCAGCGCGCAUCAGGCACUUCUGGUGGCUCCAGUGCGUGGUCCCCAACAGGAGAUGUGGUGGCCAGGAGACGAGCUCCCUGGCUCCCUGUGCACUCUGGUCCCGACCACAGAAGCAGAGCUCAGUGGUCCCCAGGGUGGUUUUACACAACUAAGUUCUCAGUGGUUGGUUACAUGGGGAUUGCCAGAACAUGCCUUAAAUUGUGACAAGCCUAGGCACAGAAGUGCCUGGCUGUCCUCAGGCAUGGGGCGCACCCUGGCAGUCUGGGGUGGUGGUCUUGCUGGGGGGCCCUGUUGGAGUGGUUGGAAGGGUUGUGGGUAGUGAUGUUCCCCCGCCCCCAACCUCGGCUGUCAGUGCAUCUCGAGUUCCUGCCCCUGGGGCACUUGGAGUGCUCCUGCUCAGGAGUGGGGCCAGUUCUCAGGCAGCAUAUCCCAGGUGCCCUGGGAUCUCAUGGCCCCGUACAGCCAGGGCUGCGUGCGCCCCACGGAGAGACGAGAAACAAGAACACUGCAGGCGGCUGAGGCUCGCAUGGCUCAGGCUCAGGAUGCAUCUCCCUCCUGUUGCCCACAGACUCCAUCCCUGGCAGGCACUUCCACCUGGGGCCCACCGUGCAGCCAGGUGAGCUGCAGAGUGCCCGGGACAUUUGCAUUUCCGAUGCGCAAGGAACACGUUUUCAUUAUAAGUCUCCCAAACAGCACAUUGGAGAUACUUAUAAAAAGUAUUUUUCUGAAAUUCCCAUUUACUGGACGUC